Hippocampus zosterae (dwarf seahorse) is the source of this 4150-nucleotide messenger RNA. RefSeq names its product elongator acetyltransferase complex subunit 1 (gene elp1). The transcript is spliced from 36 exons. Gene Ontology annotation, cellular component: elongator holoenzyme complex; cytosol. Gene Ontology annotation, biological process: tRNA wobble base 5-methoxycarbonylmethyl-2-thiouridinylation. Gene Ontology annotation, molecular function: tRNA binding; protein binding. Bases 143 to 4093 code for a protein of 1316 amino acids. NCBI's taxonomy places the organism in Eukaryota, Metazoa, Chordata, Actinopteri, Syngnathiformes, Syngnathidae. The record is from RefSeq and is a predicted model, not a curated record.
GAGCUAAGUCAAAUAUUUUGACGUAGAGUGAAAGGUUACAAGCUUGGUAUCCACACAUGUGAGUUGCUGAUGUUGCGCUCCAACUACAGCGAACCACAACAAACUACUCCAGUCGUGUGCAGGUGUCGUGUCCUGAGCCGAAAUGAGGAACUUAAAGCUACUGAAGAGCCUGCAGAGUUCGGAGCUCCAAUGCCUGGGGUCGCCGCAGUGUUUGGCGCUCCGCAGCGACACCGAGACGCUCCUGGUCGCCUCCCAGUAUUCCAUAGCAGAGUUCAACCCUCAAACUGAACAGGUGAUAAGCGAGGCCUCGCUGACGGCAGACGGCUACCUCCCAACAGACGGCAGCGGCUGCGUGGUCGGGCUGCAAGACCUGGCGGAGCUUGAGUCAGCAUGUUUGGCCACGGCUGGCGGAGAUGUCAUCGUCUUUGUCUUCAACACCAGCCAGUUGGAGUGCGUCGGCAGUGUAGACAGUGGGCUGACCUCCAUGAGCUGGAGUCCUGAUGAAGAGCUCGUCAUUCUCACGACAGGUCAGGAAACCAUCAUCAUGAUGACCAAAAACUUUGAGCCCAUUACCGAGUUUGCAAUUCACCAGGAUGACUUUGGUGAAGGGAAGUUCAUCACAGUGGGCUGGGGCAAGAAAGAGACACAGUUCCACGGCUCAGAAGGCAAACAGGCUGCGCAGAGGAAGGCCCAGGACUUCAAGCCGGCGGCACAGUGGGACGAUCGCCGGCCUCGGGUGACAUGGCGAGGGGACGGACAGCUUUUUGCCGUCAGUGCCGUUUGCCCCAAUACGGGAGCCCGCAAGGUCCGGGUGUGGAACAGAGAAUGUGUCCUGCAGGCCACCAGUGAGCCCAUUGAUGGCCUGGAGCACCCUCUGUCCUGGAAACCCUCCGGAAGCCUGAUGGCAAGCACUCAGCGCCAUCCAAACAAGCACAGCGUGGUCUUUCUGGAGAAGAAUGGUCUGCUGCAUGGAGAAUUCACCGUGCCUCUCAGAAAAGACCAGGCCAAGGUGAAGGAGCUUCUGUGGAACAAUGACUCCACAGUCCUGGCCAUCUGGUUGGAGGAUUUAACAGCGGGCGAGGACGGACGCGUCAACACUUGUGUGCAGUUGUGGACGGUGGCAAACUACCACUGGUACCUGAAGCAGAGCCUGGAUUUCGGCACAGACCCAAGCCAUGCUCCGGAGUGCAUGUGCUGGGACCCUGAGCGGGCCCUGCGGCUGCACAUGGCCACCCGCAAUUGGAUCUACCUGGCCUACGACUGGGGCUGGACGACAGAGAGGAGCCCGGGCACGGAUGCCUCGGACCACGCCAACGUCGCUGUGAUUGACGGAGACAAGAUUCUGGUGACCACCUUCAGACAUAGCAUUGUUCCUCCACCCAUGUGUUCGUUUGAGCUCCAGCUCAGCUCACCUGUCAAUCAGGUAACCUUCCUCUGCCAGCCUCAGAGGACCAAUCAGCUGGCGGCACUUACCGCAAAUGGAAACAUAACCAUCUACGACCAAGAUUCUGGAGGAGAACCUGAUAAAGUUCCAAAUGAAUUUAGAACUAUGAUUCGUCCCCUGGUCUUCAAGAGAACUUUCAGCACGGCCAUUCACCAAGAGGCGCCCCUGUUUCUGCGACAUUUGCUGUGGCUAAAGGACAAUCUCUUUGUGGCUGUCAGCAAGGGUUUGGUGCCCAUGUCCUCUGCCCUAAUACUGCUGCGUCCCAGCCAGGACACAGAAGCUAAUACACUCUCUGUCAGAUGUCGGCUGGAAGUGGAUGGUGUUGUGACCAACGUUGUCCACUGUUGUAGCACGCGUUUGGUGGCCCUACAGCUAGAAGACGGCCGCAUCAGGAAGUUCCUCUGGGAUUGUGCUGAUCCUUCAUUAGAGGAUUGGCGCGACUCCAGUGGGUGCAGCGUUAACUUCCCCGUGCCCUGCACUCAGAUGGCUCUCUGCAGCGUGGAUGGCCAGGAGUGUGUCCUGGGCCUGACAGACAGAUCUCACCUGUACGCAGCUGACAUGGAACUCGCCUCCAACGUGUCGUCCUUCAUCGUCUGUGACGACUUCCUGGUGGUCACCACGCACUCGCACACAUGCCGCUGCCUCCAACUGAGCAAGCUCAGCGUUAAAGCGCUGCAAGCAGCCUUGGCCCAGGACGGCGGGCAGAACGAUGAGACCCUACGACGGGUGGAGCGGGGUUCUCGUGUGGUCACAGUGGUGCCACAAGACACGCGAGUGGUCUUACAGAUGCCACGUGGGAAUUUGGAGACUGUCCACCAUCGGGCUCUGGUGCUGGCGCAGCUCAGGCAAUGGCUGGAUGAUUUGAGGUUCAGGGAAGCUUUUGAGUGUAUGAGGAAACUGCGCAUCAACCUCAACCUCAUUUAUGACCACAACCCAAAGGUCUUCCUCGAGAACACACACACGUUCCUCACGCAGGUCAACUCCAUCAACAACAUCAAUCUGUUCCUCACAGAGCUCAGGGAGGAGGACACCACGAGCAGUAUGUAUCCUCGCCCCGGAGGAUGCCCGCAGCUCCAGCAGUCACCGCACGCCUCUGGAUGCAAGAAGGUGGAUGUGGUGUGCGAUGCUAUUCGCAAAACAAUGGAGGACACAGACCCCAACAAGUUCUGUCUCUCCAUCCUAACGGCGCACGUGAAGAAGUCAAUUCCUGAGCUAGAGAUUGCCCUGCAGAAAGUCCACGAGCUUCGAGUGAACCCCCCUGAAGGAGACGGUGGCGUGAAUGCCGAGGAGGCACUGAAGUACCUCCUCUUCCUCGUCAACGUCAACGAUUUGUACGAACACUCACUCGGCACGUACGACUUCGACCUGGUGCUUAUGGUCGCCGAGAAAUCACAGAAGGACCCAAAAGAAUACCUCCCAUUCUUAAACAUGCUGAAGAGCCUGGAGGUCAACUACCAGCGCUACACGAUUGACAAACACCUGAGACGUUACUGCAAGGCGCUAGUGCACCUCAGCAACUCUGGAGAUGAGCAUUUUCCAGAAGUUUUACAGUUGGUGAAGGAGCAGAAACUUUACAGCCAAGCUCUGCGUCUGUACUCGGCCGACGGUGCUCACUACAAGGCACUGAGCCGUGCCUACGCCAAGCACCUACUAGAACAGCAGCAGGCAGAACAGGCUGGCCUGCUGCUGUGGAGAUGUGGCGAGCUCGACAGCGCCCUGCAGGCCUUCGCCACCGGCGCCAGCUGGAGAAACGCUGUCUGUGUGGCGCAGCAGAUCCCGCUGUCCAACGACAGGCUUGCCCUGCUGGCCCGAGAACUGGCAGGAAAGCUGAGCGGACAGCGACGCUAUGCGGAAGCAGCCAUGUUGCUGGACCAGUACGCCAAAGACUGUGAGGAGGCCAUAUCGACGCUGAUUUCCGGUGCGGCCUGGGAGGAAGCGCUACGACUGAUACACAUGUACGACAGAGCGGACAUCACAGAGACAGACCUGAAACCAGCCCUGGUUGAAGCUGCCUUAGCACAGACUUUCCUGGUGGAGACGCAGGCGGCCGCCUUCUUGCGCCACCGCUCACGCUUGGCGCUGGUACGGCAGCAGAAAGAGGACAAAGCCCGGCGGAUGGGCGUGCUGGAUGAGGACGGUCCUGACUGCGUGGACGCUGAACUUUACUCCGAGGCCAGCAGCGUCAUGAGCGCGUCCAAGUACUCGCACAGCAACUCGCGUGUCUCCUCGAGGUCUUCCAAAAACCGCCGCAAGGCUGAGAGAAAGAAGCUGAGUCUGAAGGAAGGAAAUCCCAAGGAAGAAAAAGCGCUCAUGUACGCCCUAGGAGAGAUCAUCACCAGCGUGGACAAAAUGAGAGAGGAGAUUCAGGCGCUGCUCAAGGCUCUCGUGCUCUUCCGCUUCGACAAGCAAGCCGAUGAGCUGCGGCUCGUCUUUCAAGAAGCGCUGCAUGCCAUGGAGGAGGCCAUCCCGGAAGUGUGGCCUCAGGACACGCACAGCAGCCACGCACCGCUGACGGGACCCGACUCAACGGCCAACAGCAUCAUGGCUUCCUUCCAGCAACAGCAGGCUUCGCUAACAUCACAACAAGAUAUCGAGAUCUUUACUCCGCCUACCAUGAGAACCGGAGUCGAGUGGAAUCUGGACUUUUGAGCUCAACCCUUUUUUUUUUUUUUGUAAUAUAAAAUAAAAUAAAAAUUAUGUAAAAGA